This is a messenger RNA of Acanthoscelides obtectus, 5070 nucleotides long. The record is from the annotation of a GenBank genome assembly. NCBI's taxonomy places the organism in Eukaryota, Metazoa, Arthropoda, Insecta, Coleoptera, Chrysomelidae.
AAUUCCUUGACACGUAAUCUUGUAGAUGUUUUGUGAAAGAUAACCUAUUUCCUGAGCUGAAAAACAAAAAUAAAAAAUAACAUCUUCAGGUUCAAAAAUUAAACAUGAUCCACAGUUUGUUCAUAAUUAAUUCACAAGGGGACGUCUUUUUAGAAAAACACUGGAGAAGUGUGAUAUCAAGAUCAGUAUGUGAUUACUUUUUAGAGGCGCAAAGAACAAAUGGGAAUGACAUAAACCCUGUUAUUGCUACCCCCCAUCAUUACCUUAUAUCAAUACAGAGAGGGGGUGUGUACUUUGUAGCUGUUUGUAUGGAAGAGAUACCUCCUCUGUUUGUUAUUGAAUUCCUACACAGGAUUGUUGAUACAUUUCAAGACUAUUUCUCAGACUGCACCGAAUCAAUUAUUAAAGAAAAUUAUGUAGUUGUGUAUGAGCUUUUAGAUGAAAUGCUGGACAAUGGUUUUCCAUUAGCUACAGAAAGCAAUGUUUUAAAAGAGUUAAUAAAACCACCAAAUAUCCUUAGAACGAUUGCCAACACUGUCACAGGAAAAACUAAUGUCAGUGAUAUACUUCCUACUGGACAGCUAUCAAACAUUCCUUGGAGAAGGGCUGGUGUAAAAUAUACAAACAAUGAGGCAUAUUUUGAUGUGAUAGAGGAAGUGGAUGCAAUCAUUGAUAAAUCUGGUGCCACUGUUUUUGCUGAAAUUCAGGGAUAUAUCGACUGCUGCAUCAAAUUAAGUGGAAUGCCUGACUUGACUCUCUCGUUUGUGAAUCCCAGGUUAUUUGAUGAUGUCAGUUUCCAUCCAUGUGUUCGAUUCAAACGAUGGGAGUCGGAAAGGGUUCUUUCCUUCAUUCCACCGGAUGGUAAUUUCCGGUUGAUAUCAUACCACUUGAAUAGUCAGAGUGUCGUCGCCAUACCCAUCUACGUGCGACACAAUUUAUCUAUUAAAACUGGAGAACAAGGAAGGUUAGACUUGACUGUAGGACCUAAGCAGACUUUGGGAAGGACAGUUGAAGGUGUGCAAUUGGAGGUUCUUAUGCCGAAAUGUAUAUUGAAUUGCGUUUUGACUGCCAACCAGGGAAAAUAUAAUUUCGAUACAGUAUCUAAAAUUUUACAUUGGGACAUCGGUAAAAUAGAUAUUACAAAACUUCCUAAUAUUAAAGGAUCAGUGACUAUUGCAAGCGGAUCGAACACGGCUGAAAUAAACCCGUCCAUAAAUGUUCACUUCACUAUCAACCAACUGGCUGUCAGCGGUCUCAAAGUCAACAGACUGGACAUGUAUGGCGAGAAGUAUAAACCAUUCAAGGGAGUCAAGUAUAUUACUAAAGCGGGCAGAUUCCAAAUUCGGAUGUGAAAUGAGGCGCGACGGUCACCAAAUCGAGCUUAAUGUCUUUUUUUUGUUAAUUUUCUGAUGGAUUUUUUUUGAUAUGAUUUCUACGUAGAAUGAUUUAUAGACCAAGGAAAGAAUGAGUUUACAUAUUCUCAAACUAGCGCACCUUUACGACACGGUGCGGCGCUUAGUAUAGGGUGGACCAUAGUAAAAUUCACUUUUGUUUUUUAACAAAACCGCGAAACGAGAGCGAUACCGUUCGAUUGUAUGAUUCACGCAUUUUUAGUAGCCAUGAGUCAACAGCGCGCCUUCGUAGUGCAGCGCGUUCUUUGAGAAUAAUCGUUCUUGUCACUGUGCGACGUUCAAUUCGAGUCAAAUAUGGAUUGCGGCGUCUUUAAUGAAGCACUGGUUGAGGAGGUUUCAAGAAAUCGGUUCGAUAUUGCCAACAAGACAAACGGAUCAAAGAAUAGAGGAAGUAAGUGAAUCUGUUCCAGUUGAUCCAGAGCUCUCAACUCGUAGACGUUCAGCGACUAUGAGUGUUGCUCGUACGAGUUUGAGGCGGAUGUUGAAGCGAGACUUGAAACUUCAUCCAUUUAAGAUUCAAAUCGUCCAAGAAUUAAAGGACACAGUCCAAACAUUCCAAACAUAACGCAGGCAUAUUCGGACACUCCUUACAAAAAGUGGAAACCAGUUUGGCCUUUUUUGCUGCUAUUUUUUACUCUUUGUCAUAACAUCCGACGCAUCGUUUUCUCUUCUUGCAAUUGUCUUUCGUUCUUUCACUAAUCGUAAUCAGUAGGUGUUUGACUUUAUUAUUAUUUUUUUCUUUGUCUAAAAUAUCCCCAAGCAACCCCAUCACAAGUGCCUCUCUGAACUCUGAGACUUGAAUUUGCUUUUUGUUUGUUAGUUGAUAUAAGAUGAGAGCAUUGAUAACUGAAGUACCAAAAAGAUAUUCAAAUGCAACCUUAUGGUACCAUCUUAGAGAUCGACGGAGAACCGUAAAAUAAGAAGCCAAUUGAUCUGAUAAAUCAAUGCCCAUCUUGAACUUGUUGUAAAACACAAUAGCUUCUGGUUUAUGAAUGGAUUCACCUUUACGAUUUUUUUUGUUGGUAUCUACGAUGUUUAAUGUAUGCGUGGUGCCGAUAAAUCUAACAGAUCUCUUGUCUUUAAAGUUCUCUCUUCUAAAUAUGGAAACAUGUAUUACUGACCUGUUUGUAAUGUCUAUAUCCUCAAAAUGAAUUACCUUCUAAUUCCAGCUCAGGGUACCAUCGAAGCAAUUUCUCUUCUUCUUUAGCAUCCAUAUUUCACAAAAAAACUGAAUCGGCUUGCUUUCACUACUAAACAGCCCAAAACAACUGAACAAACGACCUUACAACACGUGGGAACAUAUUAGAGACUACAUAUGUACCGUAUGCAUCACCCGUGAUCAAACCGAUAAAACAGGCUGCUAGUAAUUUGAGAAGCAUAUGUGAGCAGAACAGUGCACUCUCUUGAGCGGAGGGUGUAUUUAAACAUAGUAAGAUGCUUGGCGCAGAACAGAAUUAUACACACAUUUAUGAUGGUGUACAAACUAUUAUAUAUCGUGUAUCACCAGAGAUUCAUAUGGGAGCCAACGUGUUUUUAGAACAUUAUGUUUUCAUUUACAUUGUUUUCAAAAGUGAAUUUUAUUAUGGCUCGCACACAUUUUUGUAAUAUGUUCAUAUCUACAAUACCCCGCCUAUCAGCGUUAUAGUUCGGAAAUUUUAGACAUUCUUAAAGCUCGGAAUAUAUUCAAAAAUAUUUAUUUUGUGUGCAAAAAAUGGACAGCGUUAUUCAGUAUGAUCCAAUAUUGGAUGAAACGAUCGUCAUGAAUCCGAAAAUGACACGUUUUAGACGAUCCGCUAGGACGCACUUACUUCUGUAAUAUGGUCAUACCUAUAAUACCCCGCCUAACAUAACAGCGUUAUAGCUCGGUGAUUUUAGACAUUCUUAAAGUUCGGGAUAUAUUCAAAAUGUUAAUAUUUUGUGUCAAAAAAAGGUAGGCAUAGCAUCUUAAAUACGUUUUACUUCGCACGCCAGUGGCGCGAAAACUUUUAUGUUAUGUUUUUUAGAUCUUAUAUGACAUCUACAUCACGAAAAACUGUAUCACUCAAUUCCGUAUUUGAAUUCGAAUCACCAAACUUCAGGACCUAUUCAGAGAUAUAGAAAAUUGUACCGAUCAAAAUAUAAGGGUGACAACAAAAAUUACCAUAUUGUGAAUAAUAAAAGUGAUGCUUAUACUACAAAAUACACUUCUACUAUGUUCGGUGAAAUGAAACCUAAUAUAUAAACAAAUUAAAUUCACUCAUAAUGAAAAUUUGUACCCUGCCAUUAACGAUUGAGCUACCGGUAAUUGAGAUGUCCAGUUGAGCCCGAUGUGAAUACUGAUGUCUCACAACACUGUAGGAAAGGUCUUUCUCUAUGCAUCGAGAGAAAAGACGGUUUUUCUCAUUUCAAAAUUUUCUAGGACAUGAAUCACAAUUUUGAAAACGAAACUUGAAAGAAUGCACCAAGAUGCAUAUCGUCGGUCUUCGCACGUACCGGCUUAAUAAUUAAAAUUUUACAGGAGAGAUAGAAAACGAAAAUAAGCAAUAAAUAAGAUUGAAAAUGAAAUACUGUUUUUUUAGUCUGCACGUUGCUGUUUUUUGUUGGACUAAAAUUAUGUAGAACUUUGUUUUGGGAUGGUACGUGAAAAUUGUUUUCGGAAUUUUAUCACUUACGCAAUUUUUUAAGAAUUGUCUUUCCAAGUAGCGAACGUCACUUCGAGAGGUGAGAGACUACAAAAAAAAAGUAAAAUUACGGCGUUACUCGAUUUUAGAUUUUUUUGACAUUUACGCCUGUACGUGCGGACACUGACGAUAUGUGCAUUGAGUUUUUGAGUUAGCGAAGCUGCGAUAUCCUACUCCUACCAUUGAAAGUCUAAUUUUGGAAAAAUAGGCGAAAGUACGGCUUUUCAGAUUUUCGAAAAUUUCACAAGAAAUCGUCAUUUUAACAACCUAACUAAAAAUUAAAAGCGUCAAAAAUUGAAGAAAACCAGCGUAAAUGCGAUUUUUCAUAUUUUCGCAAUUUUUAGGGCACCAAAUAAAAAUUCAGAUUUUGGAACCCUUUGAAAAAUAUAGGUGAACAUGCAUUUUUGGCGAUUUUCUCAUUAGUCUCAUUACCUAAACAAAAUUCUAUUUUUUUCUCGAACCUGAAACUUCUACAAAUCUAUAAAAAAUCACGGUUAUGUGAGCAAAAUUGUACACGCAAAAACUUAUUUUCGAAAAAAACACGAUUUUAAGGUAGGGGCCCUAGGGCAUCUAUCCAGAUUUGGAUUUUCUUGGGAGUAAUAUUCAUAUAUGUAGUUUCGCCGAAAGCCUUUACGCGAUUGGGCCUUCAUCGCAAUUAAAAAAAAACUUUUAUGAAUUUCUAGUUUCCUGUCUUUUAUUUUUCGUAGCCAGAUACAUUCUACAGAAUUUGUUUUUGUGGUGUCUAUGUUGGAAACUGAACUAAUUCACCUUUAGGAGUACAAUAACAGCAGGGGUGUUCCUUUGAAUAGUCUGAGUUCUUAUAAAACCGUUUGCCUCAUACAAUGAGUUUUUAAAAGUUUGCAUAAACUCUCUAGAUUGUCUAUUUCAAUUGAAUUAUUGAAGAAGAUGGGUUAUUUAUCAAAAUAAGCACGAUAGUGCUUGGCAAGUUUGAAUAUUUACUUUUAUUAUAGUUUUUGUAUAUUUUGUAUUCGUUAUCU